Messenger RNA from Eutrema salsugineum, 1614 nucleotides. RefSeq names its product putative MO25-like protein At5g47540. Gene Ontology annotation, biological process: intracellular signal transduction. The transcript is spliced from 11 exons. The record is from RefSeq and is a predicted model, not a curated record. Bases 369 to 1400 code for a protein of 343 amino acids. Gene Ontology annotation, molecular function: protein serine/threonine kinase activator activity. Lineage: Eukaryota; Viridiplantae; Streptophyta; Magnoliopsida; Brassicales; Brassicaceae.
UAGCUUUUUAUCUUUCUUCUCCAUCGAGCUAAACGCUAAAAAUGGAGGCCGAGAGGAAGUGAGAGAAGAGAGAAACAUGGUGAAACAGGAGGAGAUAUAGGAGGGACAAUCCAGAUACAAAAGAAAGCUUCAAUUUUGAAAAUUGUGUCAUUUUUUUUUUCUUUUUCGUUUAAUUGACUAAAUCUCAACAAAAAAAAGGGGAAGAAGGAAGGGUAAGGAUAGGGUCGUGCGUGUCAAAGAGAGGUGCUGGACGCGAAGCCUCCACGGCGAGGAGGCUCCCGUCGCAGCACCUAAGCGGAAGCCUAAGCUCUUCAGCCGUCGGAUACGGCGGCGAACCGUCGGAUCAAUCCGAUAUCGGCGGUGCGAAGAUGAAGGGGCUUUUCAAGUCUAAGCCUCGAACUCCUGCUGACCUCAUCCGACAGACGCGCGAUCUCCUUCUCUACGCCGAUCGAUCCAACUCUUUGCCUGACCUUCGAGAAUCCAAACGCGAAGAAAAGAUGGCUGAACUAAGCCGGAAUAUCCGUGAUAUGAAGUCGAUCCUUUACGGAAACAGCGAGGCCGAGCCUGUCGCUGAAGCUUGUGCACAACUGACUCAAGAGUUCUUUAAGGACGAUACUCUACGCCUCUUGAUUACAUGUCUCCCUAAACUCAACUUGGAGACCAGGAAAGAUGCUACACAAGUUGUUGCAAAUCUACAGAGGCAGCAAGUCAAUUCACGGUUGAUUGCUUCUGAUUAUCUAGAAGCCAACAUCGAUCUCAUGGAUGUUCUGAUUGAAGGCUUCGAGAACACAGACAUGGCUUUACACUAUGGUGCUAUGUUUAGGGAGUGCAUUCGCCAUCAGAUUGUUGCCAAAUAUGUUUUGGAGUCUGAGCAUGUGAAGAAGUUCUUCAAUUACAUACAGCUUCCUAACUUCGACAUUGCUGCCGAUGCAGCUGCAACUUUUAAGGAACUGCUGACAAGGCAUAAGUCUACUGUUGCUGAGUUUCUCACCAAGAAUGAAGACUGGUUUUUUGCGGACUACAACUCAAAGCUUCUUGAAUCAAAAAAUUAUAUAACCAGACGGCAGGCCAUUAAGUUGUUGGGUGAUAUAUUGCUGGACCGAUCAAAUUCAGCUGUGAUGACGAAAUAUGUGAGCUCAAUGGAUAACUUGAGAAUUAUGAUGAAUCUUCUAAGAGAGAAUAGCAAGAGCAUCCAGAUAGAAGCGUUUCACGUUUUUAAGCUGUUUGCAGCGAACCAAAACAAGCCUGCAGAUAUAAUCAACAUUCUGGUGGCAAACAGAAGCAAGCUUCUGAGACUGUUGGCUGAUUUGAAACCAGACAAAGAGGACGAGAGGUUUGAAGCAGACAAAAGUCAGGUCUUGAGAGAAAUCGCAGCCCUUGAGCCGCGAGAUCUUGCUUGAACUAACCAACGUCAGAAAACCGUCCUUCCUUCCCUUUUUUUUAAGCAUUCGAAAGACAAUUUUUGGAGCAUCAAAGUUUAUUGUUGUAUUUUUUAUUAGGUAACCAGUCUCUCUCUUACUUUCUCAUACACACACAGACAAAGAUAUUUAUUCGAUUAUGUAUCCUCACUUGUACACUUUUUCACUGUUGAUGAAAUAAAAUGGAUUUGUUAAA